Messenger RNA from Rhododendron vialii, 3390 nucleotides. RefSeq lists its product as uncharacterized. NCBI's taxonomy places the organism in Eukaryota, Viridiplantae, Streptophyta, Magnoliopsida, Ericales, Ericaceae. The transcript has 12 exons. The record is from RefSeq and is a predicted model, not a curated record. Gene Ontology annotation, biological process: mitotic chromosome condensation. The coding region runs from base 77 to 3199 and encodes 1040 amino acids. Gene Ontology annotation, cellular component: condensed chromosome; condensin complex.
AAUUCGAAACGUUUUUGGGGCAAAUCAGACGUCAGGAGAGAGAGAGAGAGAGAGAGAGAGAGAGAGAUCCACCCCAAUGGCAAUCGGCACCAACAACGAAGAAGACAACCGACUGGCGCAAAAAAUCGCCAGGGUUUUCGACGAAACCCGGUCCUCAAACGCCACGCACAUCCGCAAGCUCAAGGACCUCUCCGCCCUCCGAUCAUCAUUAUCCUCAUCGUCCCCGGCCCGAUUCCUCUCCGCGUUUUCCAAAACCCUAACCCCGAUCUUCGACUUCCCCCGCCGGGUCGCCUCGGCUGAGCGCAUCGUCAGGUUCGUCGCCUCCUUCGCCGUCACUCCUGAUUCGAAAAAUGCCUCCCUUUCUGACUCCUUCUUGGAGGAUUUCCUUCGGUUCCUCCUUGGCGCCACGGCUGCUGCUAACAAAACGGCGAGGUUUCGGGCCUGUCAGAUUAUCUCCGAGAUCAUAAUGCGGUUGCCAGACGAUGCAGAGGUCAGCAAUGAAGUCUGGGAUGAAGUGAUAGAGUGCAUGAAGUCGCGGGCUGUUGAUAAGGUCCCUGUUAUUCGCACGUUUGCAGUUAGAUCUCUCUCUCGCUUUGUGAAUGAUUCUGAGAAUGUUGACAUCCUUGACUUGUUCCUUGAGUUGCUGCCUCUAGAGCAAAAUGCGGAGGUUCGUAAGGCUAUCGUGCUAUCUUUGCCUCCUUCAAAAGCAACUUCAACGCCAAUCAUCAAUUGCACGUUGGAUGUGUCCGAGUCUGUUCGCAAAGCAGCAUAUUGUGUUUUGGCUUCUAAAUUUCCUCUUCAGAGUCUCAGCAUCAAGCUUCGGACAGUUAUUCUACAGAGAGGACUUGCUGAUCGUUCUGCAGCUGUGACAAAGGAGUGUCUAAAACUACUGAAAGAGGAUUGGCUUGUGAAAUGUUGCAAUGGAGAUCCCAUUGAGCUCCUCAAAUUCCUUGAUGUGGAAACCUAUGAAUCAGUUGGAGAAUCAGUAAUGACAGCUCUAUUAAAUGCUGAGUUGGUGAAAGUACAAGAUAGUCAAAGUAUCCGACAACUUAUAGUACUUAGUGGCACUAAAAAUCAAGGGCAACGGAACCAAGGCAUCCAGCUAAUGGAACCAGAAGUUGCAUUUUAUUGGAGGAUUGUUUGUAUGCACUUGCAGAAAGAAGCACAAGCAAAAGGUUCUGAUGCUGCUGCAACGAUGGGCACUGAAGCAGAAGUAUAUGCUGCAGAAGCUUCAGACAGCAAUGAUCUUCUGGAGAGAGUUCUUCCUGCAACCAUUUCAGAGUACAUAGAAUUGGUUAAAGCUCAUCUUGAUGCUGGACCAAAUUACCGGUUUUCAUCUCGGCAGCUGCUAUUACUUGGUGCCAUGCUCGAUUUUUCUGAUUCUACAAACAGGAGAGUUGCUAGUUCAUUCGUGCAGGAGUUACUGCACAGGCCUCUAGAGUAUGAAGUAGAUGAAAAUGGAAACAAGGUUGUAAUAGGAGAUGGCAUCAAUGUUGGUGGAGAUAAAGAUUGGGCAGAUGCGGUGUCACAAUUAGCAAAAAGAGUGCAUUCUGCUUCCGGUGAAUUCGAAGAAGUUGUUUUAGGGGUUUUGCAGGGGCUUGUCCUACCUUGCCGAGAAAGAACUGCAGACUUCAUGCAGUGGAUGCACUGCCUUGCUGUGACUGGCCUCCUUUUGGAAAACGCAAAGUCUUUCCGUUGGAUGCAAGGAAAGUCUAUUGAGCCAUCAGAGUUACUGCAGUCUUUACUGCUUCCAGGGGCGAAGCAUGUUCAUCUAGAUGUUCAGAGGGUUGCUACCAGGUGUCUUGGUAUUUAUGGAUUGUUAGAGAGAAAGCCAAGCGAGGAGCUAGUAAAGCAGUUAAGGGUUUGUUUUGUCAGGGGACCGUCACCUGUAAGUGUGAUGGCUUGCAAGGCAUUGUCUGAUCUUUCAUUGUGGCAUGGUCCUCAGGAAGUUGACAGAGCCAUGGGGCAGGAUCUCUCAUCCCAACUAAGGGAUCAAGCUACAUUUUUUUGUCCUGUUGAAAUAUCUGACACAAAUGGGGACUUGAAUAUCGAAUUGCUUGAUUUGUUAUUUUCUGGAUUUGACGGGGCAAAAUAUGAAGAUCCAGAUGAGAAUGAGUCGGUUCAGGCUGUUCUUGGAGAGGGUUUUGCGAAGAUUCUUCUCCUAAGUGAGAACUACCCAAGCAUUCCUGCUUCUUCGAAUCCUUUAGUUUUGGCCAAGCUCAUUGGCCUUUAUUUUAGUGACAAAACUAAAAAACUGCUGAGGUUGAGACAGUGUUUGUCUGUGUUCUUUGAGCAUUAUCCAUGCCUCUUGAUUACUCACAAGAGAUGUUUAUCCAAAGCCUUUAUUCCCGUUAUGCGUUCCAUAUGGCCAGGCAUUAAUGGAAAUGCUGGGGGAUCUUCAUUAAUGAUUUCCAACAUGCGUAAACGUGCUGUCCAAGCAUCCCGUUUUAUGCUCCAGAUGAUGCAGGCUCCUUUAUACGAAAAAGAGAAAGAAACAGUGAAUGGUCUGGAAACCCCUGAUGGUUCAGUGCAUCCUUCACAUGACUUUGAGAAUGGGAACGAAGGUCUGGCGAUACGCAUAGCAACCGAGGUUGCAAACUUCCACAUGACAAAAAAGGCGGCCGAGAAAUCAUAUGUUUCAGCACUAUGUAGAAUACUUGUCCAACUUCAUUUCCGUUCAUCCGAACAAGGGGCAAUAAAGUUGAUGAGGAUGCUCUUGACUCGUGUGGCUGAGACUAUUGCCACAGAGAAGGACAUUGUAAAGGAGUUGAAGCGGAUGGCUGAACGUCUUAAGGCAGUAGAUGAGAAUCCAGAUAAGGAUUUAUCAAUUGACGAAGCCAACGUUAUCUUGGGGAGGUUGGAGCUAGACCUUGACCUCAACCCAAAUGAUUCCACGGAAAUGCCACCAACACCAGCACCGCGAUCAACCAAGCCAGCCCGUCCUAGGAGAAGAGCUAGGCAUCAAGAUGAAUCUUCCUCCGACGAAAGUUCAACCCAUUCGGUUGCCCCUACACCCAAUCCUGGUGUAACGAGCACACGCUCACAGCGGGUAAGUAAGACCGCAGCUCUAACUAAGAUGACUACUGCCCAUAGAGCCGUGAAAUUCAACGAUUAUAUAGAAGAGGACGGAGAAGAAGAAGAAGGCUCAGAGGUGACGUCUGACGAGGAUUCCGGUGAAUCCGAUCAGUCCAGUGAAUGAUUGUGUUUGUCAUUUGAGAACAUUGUCCGUUCAACACUGAUCUUUUUCCUCUUGUUGUAUGGUUGUUUGUUGGAGUGGGUUAGGAACUUAGGACAGCUAUUGAAUUUUGUAAAGUUGUGAUUUGAGUGUCAAAAAGGUCUACAAAAAUGUUUCGUUCUCACUGCUCCGAUUCUAAAUUGAUUGCAGCUAAA